Dromaius novaehollandiae (emu) is the source of this 1203-nucleotide messenger RNA. RefSeq names its product olfactory receptor 14A16-like. The record is from RefSeq and is a predicted model, not a curated record. Gene Ontology annotation, molecular function: G protein-coupled receptor activity; odorant binding; olfactory receptor activity. Gene Ontology annotation, cellular component: membrane. Gene Ontology annotation, biological process: G protein-coupled receptor signaling pathway. The coding region runs from base 1 to 1203 and encodes 400 amino acids. Lineage: Eukaryota; Metazoa; Chordata; Aves; Casuariiformes; Dromaiidae. The transcript is spliced from 2 exons.
AUGAGUGUUGUAUUUGGGUCCCAUUAUGGGUCUCCCACUGGGUCAUUGGAGCAAGUCCCCUUCCCUCAGCUCACAGUGCCCAUCCCCAGAUAUGCCACCAAAUACCUGAGACUUUUUGACACCUCUGUUCACACCCCCAGCAGAGCAGAACUGACUCCUCCAGAGACCAUGGGCAGAGGCCCUUGCUCCACAUGGCACACUUGCCCAGUGCAAACCAGAACUAAAGGCAGGGAGCUGAAUGAAGUCUUCAAAGUCCAGAGGAAGCAAAUGUCCAACAGCAGCUCCCUCAACGAGUUCCUCCUCCUGGUGUUUGCAGACACACGGCAGCUGCAGCUCUUGCACUUCUCACUCUUCCUGGGCAUCUACCUGGCUGCUCUCCUGGGCAACAUCCUCAUUAUCACUGCCAUAGCCUGUGACCACCGCCUCCACACCCCCAUGUACUUCUUCCUCCUCAACCUCUCCCUUGUCGACCUUGGCUCCAUCUCCACCACGGUCCCCAAAUCCAUGGCCAAUUCCCUCUGGAACACCAGGGCCAUUUCCUACUCAGGAUGUGUUGCCCAGGUCUUUCUGUUGGUCUUCCUGAUAACAGCAGAGUGUUCUCUUCUCACUGUCAUGGCUUAUGACCGCUACAUUGCCAUCUGCAGACCCCUGCACUAUGGGACCUUCAUGAGCAGCAGAGCUUGUGUCAAAAUAGCAGCAGCUGCCUGGGCCAGUGGUUUUCUCAAUGCUGUGCUGCACACCGGGAACACAUUUUCAGUACCACUUUGCCAAGGCAAUGCCGUUGAGCAGUUCUUCUGUGAAAUCCCCCAGAUCCUCAAGCUCUCCUGCUCAAACUCCUACCUCAGGGAAGCUGGGGUCAGUUUGGUUAGUUCCUCUUUGGGCUUUGGGUGUUUCAUUUUCAUUGUGGUGUCCUAUGUGCAGAUCUUCACAGUCGUGCUGAGGAUCCACUCUGAGCAGGGCCGGCACAAAACCUUUUGCAUGUGCCUCCCUCACCUGGCUGUGGUCUCCCUGUUUGCCAGUACUGUCAUGUUUGCCUAUCUGAAGCCCCCUUCCAACUCCUCCCCAGCUCUGGACCUGGUGGUGGCUGUUCUGUACGUGGUGGUGCCUCCAGCAGUGAACCCCCUCAUCUAUAGCAUGAGGAACAAGGAGUUCAAGGACGCACUAAGGAAACUGAUUCUAUUGGUACUAUUUCGGCAGCAGUAA